UGAAAUGGGAAAACUUGUUACAUAUCAAGUAAAUUUACCCGAACCACUUAAAAAGAAAGCAAGAUUUCUUGAACCAAUACCCGAGGAGGUUGAUGACAGAAUGGCAGACCUAACCGAUGAUAUGACCGAAAAAGAAUUAUUUAACAUGUCGAUGCGCAAAAGUUUGAGAUUGACAAAAGGUUUUGUUAGAAUAGAAGAACAACCAAUUAUAGAUGAGUAUAUUAGGCAGUUUAGUGAUGAUUAUGAGGUUCCACCACCACCACCAAUGAUGUUUACAUGA
Molecule: messenger RNA, 280 nt
Organism: Acaulospora colombiana
Lineage: Eukaryota; Fungi; Glomeromycota; Glomeromycetes; Diversisporales; Acaulosporaceae
Source: the annotation of a GenBank genome assembly